Molecule: messenger RNA, 1471 nt
Organism: Pogonomyrmex barbatus (red harvester ant)
Lineage: Eukaryota; Metazoa; Arthropoda; Insecta; Hymenoptera; Formicidae
Gene: MED19
Product: mediator complex subunit 19
Biological process (GO): positive regulation of transcription by RNA polymerase II
Cellular component (GO): mediator complex
Molecular function (GO): transcription factor binding; transcription coregulator activity
Source: RefSeq, a predicted model, not a curated record
GGAGGGACGAGCGGAGCACGCGCGUAACGGUUGCACAGUGCGAAAGCGCAGGAGUUUGUCGCGUCGAGCAGAGUUGAUGUCCGUUUCUCGUCAGGAGAGGCGGUAUUGGCCAUCGAGAACAUCGGUAGGAAGCAUGGUAGCGGUGGCUUGGCAGAUAUGCUUAGGGUAUCUGUCAUCUACUUCGGCGUGACGUUGUAAAAACUUGGUGAGAGAGUCGGAGGAGGAUUUUAGACUAUCGACGUGCCAUCCGAGUCGCGUGGAUGACGCGAGCAAUGCGUUUCCUCGCGAAUGAAUCCGCUCGUCAAUCUCGUUCCUCAGAUACAAUCCCGUCGCGACAUUGCAAGUGCCGACGAUGAAGCUGCACGAAUCAUUCGGUUUUUAACCGAGACAUCGAGCCUGCAAGUUCAAUUCGUCAUAUGCCGGCUGUAAUCGAAUUAUAAAUCGGUCCCUUUCUCUUUCUUUCGGUGCUCCUUGUGCCCGAAGGUGGUGAUUCGUGUUACUUUUAGCGAAGGUGCGAGAAACUGUAGUGAGGCAGGAUGAUGAUGGGCGAUCAGUUUCGCAGCAAAGUUGAACAAUACUCGCCGAAGUCCUCGCCGAGAGGAGCACGGUCUCCAGUUGUGUCUCGUCAGGACUCUACAGGAACUCUGAAGACUACUAUUUCCCUUGGGAAGAACCCUUCUAUUGUUCACAGUGGACCAUUUUAUCUAAUGAAGGAGCCUCCAGGGGAAAGUGAACUUACUGGAGCGACAAAUUUGAUGGCAUAUUAUGGUUUAGAACACUCCUAUAGCAAGUUUAGUGGAAAGAAACUUAAGGAACAGCUGUCUUCUUUUUUGCCAAAUUUACCUGGUAUUAUAGACAGACCUGGUCAUCUAGAUAAUAGCUCAUUGAGAUCGCUGAUUGAGAAACCUCCCAUAGGAGGUAAAGAGUUAUUACCUUUAACAAGUGUACAACUAGCUGGUUUUCGAUUGCAUCCUGGUCCAUUGCCUGAACAGUAUAGAUACGUGAAUCAAGCUCCUCAAAGAAAACACAAAAAUAAACAUAAGAAACAUAAACAUAAGCCUGGGGAAGUGCUCAGUGGACAAGAGACUGCAACAACGGACGUAGGUGGUUCCGAUACACACGAAAAGAAGCAUAAGAAACAGAAACGACAUGAUGAGGAAAAGGAAGCUAGAAAGAAGAGAAAGAAGGAGAAAAAGAGGAAAAAGCAGAAACACAGCCCCGAGCAUACUGGUAGCCUCACACCAUCUCAGCAUUCCAAUUCGUGAUCUCUAAUCUGCCCUUUCCAAUUCAUGCCAAACUUUUGAUUGAAACCGAAAGAGCGUACGAAUUAUUGAAGUGACCAAGCACAAACGUGUAUAUUUACUUAUAUUAGGGCUAUAAGUAUUCACCCGAAAAUGAUUACUUGAAGUGAUUAUUAUUACAAUCAUUAAAUAAAUACUAAUAAAAUUUUUGUUUUGAUCUUAGUUCUGAA